GAAGGUGAAACUUCAAUCUUUUUGGUGGCUGAAAUCGCGUUAUGUGUUAUUUAACUUUAAUUACCAGUUUUGGCGACUACAUCCCUUUAACUGUAGUUCGUCCGUUAUGUAACUGUGUAUGUUUUGUAUUUCCGUUUCAGUACCUGCUCUAUAACUAUGUAAACACUUUUCCAGCUCCUGACAGGUACAUCUUGUGCUUCCAGGACUGAUAGUUGAUCUAAUAUAUAUAUUUUCUAGUUUCUUCAAAAAAAAAAAAAAGAUCCAUAUUAACCAAAAAAUAAUUAUAUAUUAUAAUUAUGUCGGUGGAGUAAGUUGCAUUGAUUUAUAAAAAAAGAAAAAGAGUUGCAUUAUUUUAUUUUUCAAAUAAAAUAAACACUUGAUCAAUUUCUUCCAUUCUCUCUCUCUCUCUCUCUUUCCAUUGUAAUCACAAUCAAGAUCAUAUCUUGAUAACCAAUUCUGUGAAAUCAAUGGUCGUUUUCUCUGUAAAACCCUUAUUCACCAUCUUUGUCGUUUCACUCACUCUCCUUGUCGUUUUCACAUUGCUAUCUCCUCAUUACCCUUUUUCCCUCAAUCCAAUUUCUCGAGAACCCUCACUAGGGGAGGUUGAUAUAUGGAGUGUUCGGAGACUCAUGGAAUGGAGACCUUGCAAGUGGUGGCUACAAGGGCAUCUAACAGCUCUACCAUUGGAAACCAAUGGAUAUAUCAGAGUGGAUUGCUACGGAGGCCUCAAUCAGAUGCGAAGAGAUUUUUGUGAUGGUGUGGGCGUCGCUCGGCUAUUAAAUGCAACACUUGUCCUGCCAAAGUUUGAAGUGGCUUCAUAUUGGAAUGAAUCAAGUGGUUUUGCGGAUGUAUAUGAUUUAGACUACUUCAUUCAACACAUGAAUGGUUUUGUCAAAGUUGUCAAAACAUUACCUCCGGAGAUUGCAACAAAAGAACCUGUUCCAGUGGACUGUAGCAAAAGGAAAGGCCAAUUUGAUUAUGUUGAAAGUGUUCUCCCAUCUCUUCUAAAACACAAAUACAUUUCAAUCACACCAGCAAUGUCCCAAAGAAGGGACAGAUACCCUUUGUAUGCAAAAGCUGCUCUGUGUCAAGCUUGUUACAAGGCAUUACGUCUUGCCAAACCCUUGGAAACGAAAGCCUCUAAGCUUCUAGAUGCAAUACCUAAACCUUUUUUGUCACUCCAUCUUCGUUUUGAGCCGGACAUGGUUGCAUACAGCCAAUGCCAAUACCCCGGUCUUUCACCUGCUUCCAUCAAAGCUGUAGAAGCAGCCGUAGCAUUAGUGGAGAGAAAACCAUGGACUGGAGAGUUAGCCCGCGUUUGGAGACAGCGCGGGAAAUGUCCCCUCACACCUAACGAGACAGCUUUAAUACUUCAAUCUCUUUCCAUUCCACCGACCACAAAUAUAUAUCUUGCGGCUGGAGAUGGUCUGAUGGAAAUCGAAGGAUUAACCAAUAUUUACACUAACAUCUUCACCAAGUCUAGCCUUCUCAAUGAAGAAGAUUUCACAAGCAUGCAUGGCAAUACAAAAGCUGCAUUGGAUUAUUAUAUAUCUAUUAAUAGUGAUUCUUAUAUAGCUACAUAUUUUGGGAACAUGGACAAGAUGGUUGCAGCAAUGAGAGCUUUCACAGGGUUGUACAAAACACUAUUUUUGAGCAGAAGAGGAUUUGCUGAAUUAACCUCACAAGGUCUGAGGGGAAAAGAGUUGAUGCAAGCCCUAUGGAAGGUUCACAGAGACGAGUUUGUCGCGGGAAGAGGCUCCGCUCUUCCCGAGUGUUAUUGUGAAUUCAAGUUGUGAUUUUGUAUCUUAGAUUCAUCAUUUUUUUUUUUUACCUAUUUAUUAAUUUAAUUUUCAGUGUUAAGUUCUAGUAUUUCACUUUUCAGAAAGGCACUCCUUAUAUUGUAGUUCCUCUAAAUUGAGCAAUUUCUUUGAAGGUUGGAGUUAGUAAUCUCAACUAUUCAUCAAUAAA
Molecule: messenger RNA, 1968 nt
Organism: Trifolium pratense (red clover)
Lineage: Eukaryota; Viridiplantae; Streptophyta; Magnoliopsida; Fabales; Fabaceae
Product: O-fucosyltransferase 13
Exons: 6
Coding region: 468-1796 (442 amino acids)
Cellular component (GO): cytoplasm
Source: RefSeq, a predicted model, not a curated record